AUGGCCAACAACGACAUGCAGGGCAGCAUCCCCAGGAUCGACUUCACCGGCAUCGACCCAGCCGCAGGUCCCCGCGACGCCCGGUGGACCACCGUGCGCGCGGCCGUCAUGGACGCGCUCCUCGAGCACGGCUGCUUCGAGGCCGUCAUGGACGGCCUCAUCGCUCCGGAGCUCAGCGCGGCCGUUCUCGGCCCGGGCGGUGCGGUGGAGUCCCUCCUCUCUCUGCCUGUCAGCGCCAAGGCGCGCAACACCAGCGACAAGCCCUACCGCGGCUACAUCGGCUCGAUCCCCGGCUUGCCGUACGAGAGCUUGGGCAUCGACGACCCACUCAACCUCGACGCAGUCCGCGCCUUCGCCGACCUCAUGUGGCCCGACACCGGCAACAAAUCCUUCUGCGAGUCGAUGCACGCGUACGCGGAGAAAGUGGCGGUGCUGGAGGCCGUGGUGCGGCGCAUGGUGCUGGAGAGCGCGGGCGCAACCGCCGAGUACAUCGAAGAGCAGGCGAAGGCGACGUCGUUCAAGCUCCGGCUGACGGAGUACGCGGCGCCCGGCACGGCGGAUGGGAAGAGGGUCGUCGGCCUCCCCGCGCACCGGGACACGAGCUUCCUCGCCGUGCUCACGCAGAACGACAUCGACGGCGUGGAGGUGGAGUGUGGCCGCGGCGAGGGUGGCAUCUGGGCCCGCCCCGCGCUGUCGCCCGGCUCAUUCCUCAUCUUCGCCGGUGACACGUUCAAAGUACUGACGAACGGUCGGGUGUUCAACCCGCUGCACCGCGUGGUGAUGUCCGGCGACAAGACCCGCUACUCCUCCAUCCUCUUCUCCUCCCCGAAAGACGAUGUCAUCGUUCGCGCGAUCGAGGAGACAGUGGACACCGAGCAUCCCGCCGUCUACAGGCCCUUCGAGUACGGCGAGUACGUCGUUUUCUGCUACAAGCCGGAGAUCGUUCGGCACCCGAACAAACUGGAGGCUUUCGCCGCCGUGCGCGUCGACGGAUAG
Molecule: messenger RNA, 996 nt
Organism: Miscanthus lutarioriparius
Lineage: Eukaryota; Viridiplantae; Streptophyta; Magnoliopsida; Poales; Poaceae
Source: the annotation of a GenBank genome assembly